AUAUGCUGGAGGAGAUAUUCUUUUCCACACGGAAGCUCCGUGAACAAUUAGUUUACGGAGGAGCGGCGCAAUCUCAAUCGUUUAUUUGCGUAAUCAAUUGUUGAGAUUCGUUUUCAAUUAUGAUCGAUCACAAUUAACUCUUUCCCGAAAAAGUUUCAUUCACGUCUUGAACGGUCACGAUCGAGGGCCUUGAACAAGUGUUAUAAGCACCUGCAUAAAGAAGAUUUUAGCAUGUAUCAUCAGCUUGUCAUUUGGCACUGUUUUAUUUUGGUUCAGAUUGUCACUUCGCAAAAAAAAUCUCGCGCAUAAUGGCCUCCCUCCAUUGCUGUGCCUGUGGUCGUCCGUUGCCGUCCGUUCUAGGGUUCCGCCGUCCCAAUUGUAAACCCUCCACCACCGUCCCUGCGCUUGGAGCCAAUCUCCCUCCUACCCCUCCAAAUUUGAGGUUCAAGAAUGCUGCAAGAUUGCAAGUGAGGCACAGAUCAUUUGUUGUGUUUGCAUCGAACACUAACCCUCCAGAUCAAGGCUCUCUCAAAGGGAAAUCGGAUGGGGCUGCAACCAGUGAUGGCCACCAUGGUCCUCCAUUUCUCACUAUUUUGGCCGGUGUCGUAGUCUUUCUUGUCUUAUUUUGGAUCAUUGGAUCCAUUGUAACAUGGCUGCUUAGUCUAAUUUUCAAUUUGCCAUCUUCUAAAUAGGCUUGUAUUUUCACCAUCAUGUACAAAACCUAGAAUAAAUUGGUAUGUGAUCUUAUUGAAAA
This is a messenger RNA of Rhododendron vialii, 754 nucleotides long. RefSeq lists its product as uncharacterized. The record is from RefSeq and is a predicted model, not a curated record. Lineage: Eukaryota; Viridiplantae; Streptophyta; Magnoliopsida; Ericales; Ericaceae. Bases 309 to 692 code for a protein of 127 amino acids. The transcript is spliced from 2 exons.